AUGAGUUGCAACGGAUGUAGGGUCCUGCGGAAGGGAUGCAGCGAGAGCUGCGUGUUGCGCCACUGUCUGGGGGGAAUCGAGGGCGCGGAGGCACAGGGCCACGCGACGCUGUUCCUCGCCAAGUUCUUCGGCCGCGCGGGCCUCAUGGGCUUCGUCACAGCCGUUGACGAGAGUCAACGCCCAGCGCUAUUCCAGUCGCUGCUGUUCGAGGCGUGCGGGCGAACCAUCAACCCGGUCUUCGGCUGCGCGGGGCUGCUCUGGACGGGCCAAUGGCACCUCUGCGAGUCCGCCGUCGAUACCGUCCUUCGCGGCGGCUCCAUCCACCCCAACGCUAACGCCAACGCCACCGCCAGCGCCGGCGCCGCCGCCAAUCCCGCCGCGGCUGGAAGCGUCACACCCGGCGCAGCGGCAGCGCCUCCGCAGUCGUCCGCGCUGCCCUCCGCGGGAGUGACGCUGCCGUCGUCUGGGUCCGUUGUGAUGGUCCCCACUCCCGCGUCCGCGCCCGCCACGUCCGGAACGACCUCCGGAACCACCGCCGUCGCCGGCGCAGGCGCGUCCUCCCCUCCGCUCCCCGUCGCUGGCGCCGCCGGGAUGGCAAACCACCGCCUUGGGAUCUCCGCGUCGCCGCUUCCGGCGCUUCCGGGCGCGACGGCGGCGUCCGCGGCAUCGACGAUGGGGCCGUUCGGAAUGCACCCCGGCCACGUGCAGCAAUUGCAGCAACAGCAACAGCAGCAGCAGCAGAUGAUGCAUCUGCAGCACAUGUACGCGGCGCAGUCUAUGUACCAGCCGGCAAGCGCGGCCAUGUAUCAGCAGACCAUGGGGAAUGUCGCGAUGGGGUCGGCGGCAGCGGCAACGGCGGCCGCCAUGGAUAUGAUGCAGCCCGCCGCCGCCAUGGCCUACUGGCCUUCCGCCGCGCCGGGCCCGCCGCCUUUUCCGGGUCUUGCCGCCCCGCCCGGAGCCACGGCGCCCGGGUUGGCCCCCGGGAUGAUCGGCGCUGCGGUCGCGCCGCCUGCGCCGGGGAUGAUGCACGGAAUGACGAUGGCUGGUAUGCAGCCAAUGGUAUGCGGCCAGGUGGCAGGUAUGGGUCAGUCUCCGUACAUGGCGGCGGGCCAGCCGGGGGGAUCAGCGGCUGAGGCGGCGGCGGCGGCCGCGGCCGCGUAUCAACGGGCGCUGUACCAGCAACAUUACACGCAGCCCGCGCAUGCGCAUGCGGCGGCGCAAUCAGCGCAACAGCAGCAACACCAACAGCAGCAGAGUCAGCAGCAAGACGCUAACGCGCAGCAAUCUCAGGACCAACAGCAACAACAGCAACAGCAGUCGGAGCAAGAGGUCGCACAAGCGCAAGAGCAAGCCAACUGCGCGGGAGUAACCCCCGCGCUUGGCGCGCGUGCGUUCUGUCCCCCGACCACCACCGCCGCGGAUCCCCGCUCCGCCGGGUCUUGCGCGGGAGCGCGACUCACGGGCAGAGGCGCAGCUGCCCCGGGCGGCGGCGGACCAGGUGGCGCGGGGCUCUCCGCCAAGUCCCCCGCGCACAUGGGGUUCGGCGGAGGCGCCUGGGCGGCGAGUUACGGGGGAAUAGGCGCGGGAGCGGGGGGCGGAGGAGGUGCAGCGAUGCUGAACGGACCGACUCCAGUGGGGGGCAUGUGGGAGGCGGCCGGGGGAAGCAGCGCGUUCGCGAUUCCCAUCCCCGCGGCGUUCCAGCCGCAGCCGUUCGCGAAAGCGGGCCUGCUCGCCCCGCCGCGUCUGUCCGGAUCGACGGUGUGCCAGGCGCAGAGCCCGUCGGGGUGCCUGUCGCCCGUCACGAGUGGAACGAGCGGGACGAAAACGAGCCGCAGCCCUGAAGAGACGAGCCCGUGCGGCAGUCCGCCGCUGGUUGCGCCGGUUGCGCGGCGGCCGAAGCUGGUGCACUCGCCGAUCUCCGCGGCUGCGAGAUUUGUGCCGCGCGCGGCGGGAGUUUCUGUCCCCCGCACGGAUUUUGCACCGGGAGCAGGAGUGGGAGGUGAGUGGGAAUCCAUGGGCUCUCCAAGUGCUGCUGAGGUGCUGGAUGGACCUCCUCCUAUGGCUGCAUGCUCCGCUGCUGCUUCAGAUGACAGCAGGAGCAGCAAACGCCAACAGCAACAGCAACAGCAACAGCAACAUCAGCAGCAGCAGGAACACCAAGAGCAACAGCAGCAGCAGAAAGAGGAGAGAUCGGGUGGUCUGCUUCAGCUGCUGUGA
This is a messenger RNA of Closterium sp. Yama58-4, 2217 nucleotides long. NCBI's taxonomy places the organism in Eukaryota, Viridiplantae, Streptophyta, Zygnematophyceae, Desmidiales, Closteriaceae. The record is from the annotation of a GenBank genome assembly.